Dicentrarchus labrax (European seabass) is the source of this 2084-nucleotide messenger RNA. RefSeq names its product complexin-3-like. The record is from RefSeq and is a predicted model, not a curated record. The coding region runs from base 611 to 1165 and encodes 184 amino acids. Gene Ontology annotation, molecular function: syntaxin binding. Lineage: Eukaryota; Metazoa; Chordata; Actinopteri; Moronidae. Gene Ontology annotation, biological process: neurotransmitter transport. The transcript has 4 exons.
GUCCUUUAAGUGGUAAUCUGUAUAGGAGAGUGUUGAAGAGCGAAUCGGGUCUGGAGGAGGAAAGCAGAAGAAGCAGAGGCUGAAACUUGGACCACAAAACAGUACUUUUCUGCUGUGAGGGCCAAGGAGCACUGGGACAACAUCUUCAGAGUCUUCUGUUGUAUUUCUUCCCGUUUUCUCUGAUUUGUUCUGAAAGCUUUGGAGGAUUGCCUGUUGGCGGUGGAUGCCAUCUGGCUGGAGCUUUAUCUGGGUUUUAUGCUGAGAGCCUUUGGCCAACUGUGGUUGCUUGCAUCGAGCACUAAGAAGUGCUUCCCUUUCCUCUAGAUGACAGACACUUCAUAUGCAUAUGUAAUCUUUUAUAAGCAGGCGUGUGUGUGUGAGAGUGUGUUUACUAAGUCUGUGUGUCUGAGCCUUGUCUGAAUGCUGUCCUUGUCCUUGGCAUGUCUCAACCUGAGUUAUUGCCGCCACUGGACGUGACACUGUGUGUGUCCUAACUUUGUCCUGUCAGAGCAACCCAACAUGAGCGAAGGGGGAAACCAUUUUAUGUUCACCCGCCAUCUGUCAAAGAAGUAGCAGUUUGGUCAAUCCCCCCCCCCCCCCCCGUCCCAUCAUGGAGUCUGUGGUGAGGGUGAAGAAGUCACUGAGGAGGCCCAUCAGGAAGUUGACCAGCUGUGUGUCAGGGGUGAAGGAGAGGCAGUUGUGUGCCAAACCCAGGAACAAGAGAGGCAGAGGUGGGGGAGGAAGAGGAAGAGGAGGAUGCAACAGGCAGGGGAGGACCCCUAAUCUCCGAACUGCCCACCCCAAAGACCCGUCGGUCAUCUGCUCAUACCAGGCAGACCUGGAGAAGGAGAGGAAGCUGCGGGAAGCGAUGAACGCUCAGAAGAACGCGGAGAGAGCAACUAUGAGAGCUCACUUCAGGAGAAAAUAUCAGCUGUCUGAGAGCUCUAAGGACACAAACCACCUGAGGUCUGUUAUAGGGAAAGUGUCGCUCCCCCAUGAGCUGUCGAGGAUCAUUCAUCCUGAAACCAAAACCAAGGACAACGGCUUCAACCUGCUGAGUGCCUUCCAAGGCCUCAGCUUCGGCCCAGCGGCGCUCACAGGGAGGAAACACAGCAAGACGUCCACUUAUACACCAGCAAGGGGGGACUCUUGUAAAGUCAUGUGAUCAAUACAUGAUUACAGGGCCGAUCGGCACACUGCCUUCUGGUUGUGUUAGUUGGUUAAAGAAAUGCAGGGAGAAUGCCAUCAUACAUGAUUGCUGCUCACAGACAAACAAACUGCAUCAUCUUACAUGAACAUACAAACUCAGUCCUGUUACCAUGGUUACAGCAUCAAAAGUAAAAGUAGAGAAAUGGUCCCAGAGAGUGUUUAUUAUUUUAUAUGAUUAAUAGUAAUGUGUAUGUUGCUUUUUACAGCUCUAGAUGUUUAAAGUUGAGCAAGUUUUUACUACUUUAUACAUUAUUAAUCCCCACAAUGCAACAUAUUUUAUAAUAUCAGCAUGUGUUUGUAGCAUCGCUGUCUCGUGAGAACCUAAAAAAAUAACCUGUUCAUGAGCUCUGAAACACAGCUCGGCUCACAGCUUUGAUGAUACAUACAUUAUAUUCUAGCUAAUCUGAGGGUUUUUAAAUAGGCUAGUUUAUUUAUCUUAAGAAGUAGGAGAAUUUUGUCACCCCAUUAAGGAUCCUUUAAAUCCUUCAGUUUAUAAAUUUCAAAGAUAUGUGGUUUUCACUGGAAAUGAAGGGUAUGAAUUUACAACUUGUAACUAAAGCCUCUGAAAUGUAGGGGAGUAGAAGCAUAAAGUUGCAUAAAUUGGAAGUACAAGUACCUUGAAUUUACUUGAAAAAUGAAUUUUAAAUGUACUUCCAGCACUGCCUGUUACACACAAUGACAUCGUGUCAUUCAGACUUUCUUUUUGUACUUAUUUUUUGUCUGUUUUGUAGCAAGAAUAAUACAGCCAGAUGGUUUAACAUCUUCUAUAAAAUGCACUAAAUGUAAGUAGGUUGAUCAAACCUGUAAAUGUAAUGAAUUCCCCGAUAAUAACCUUAUUAAUACACCAGUCAGUUAAAGUUAACUCACAAGUGAUG